This is a messenger RNA of Dermatophagoides pteronyssinus (European house dust mite), 1241 nucleotides long. RefSeq lists its product as uncharacterized. NCBI's taxonomy places the organism in Eukaryota, Metazoa, Arthropoda, Arachnida, Sarcoptiformes, Pyroglyphidae. The record is from RefSeq and is a predicted model, not a curated record. Gene Ontology annotation, biological process: DNA-templated transcription; regulation of transcription by RNA polymerase II. Gene Ontology annotation, molecular function: DNA-binding transcription factor activity, RNA polymerase II-specific; RNA polymerase II cis-regulatory region sequence-specific DNA binding.
GUUUGAAUCAUCAUCAUCAUCAACAACAAAACAUUUUUGGUUGGCAAUCGAUUCUCAUCUUUCCUAUAGUGAACAACAUACAUACAGAAACACAGAGAGAUAGAUAGAUACUUUAUAUAGAAAGUUACAUAUAACUGUAAUAUAUUUUUACACCACCAUUACACAUUGUUGAAUUUUUCUUUUCUUUUCUUUUUCUUUUUCUGGUUAUGAAUUUUCAAUUCUGCAAGUAAAAAAUAUUAUGAUUUUAACUUUGGCGCGACAACCAACAAACCAAUCAUUUCGCAUACAGACACAAAUCACACACAACGAUCAUCAUCAUCAUUGUCGAAAUCCAAAAUGAACAGAAUUUGAAUUUGAAACGCUCAACCAAAAACGAAUCAAAUUUUUUUUCCACAAUUAAAUCAACACAGAAUUUUGAUUCUUGAUUUGUUUCUUCUUGUUGGAAUUCUGGAAUUACAUCUUUCUCUGUGUUUGUUUGUGUGCGUACAUCACUGAUUGUCGUCAAGAUUUCGAUUUCUUAUCCAAAGUCGUAUUGAAAACUUGCAUAUAAAUCAUCAUCAUUUUCAACCAACCAACCAAUCAACCAACAAGUGCAAAUUAUUAGAAGAAAAUAUCGAUAUCCUGUGUGCGGCGUAUUUGGUGUUUGUUUUUGUUUGUUUUUUUUCUCCAAAAUAUAUUUAAUAUAUUUUUUUCGGUUAAAAUUUAGUUGAAUUUAGUUGCUGCUUAAUUUAUUUAGAAUUAAGCUUGCAACUAAUUCAAAAAUAAUAAUUUCAAUCAAAACGGCGUCCUAUAAGCAACAACGUUCAUAUGAACUAGACACUGAGUGGCCAGUAUGUAGUCCGGUAUCGAUUGGAAUGGAUUCCAAUUUUUAUGAUCAUCAUCAAUCACCAUUAAAUAAUAAUAAUAAUAAUAAUUCAUUUGAUACAAAUAAAUUAUCAACAACAACAACAACAACAAAUCGUGUUACAAAGUGUGUUUCACCAUUACAAUCGCUUGUACAUAGUACAACAAAUAUUAAUAACGGUUCGGAUGUUGGUAUUACAACCGAUCUCAGUAGUCCUGAACUUACAUUUGAUCAUAUUUCAAUACAACAAUUUAUAACAAACGAUCAGAACGAUAAUAAUAAUCAUCAUCAUCAACAACAACAGGAAUCAUUAUUUUCUGGAUUAAUAUCAAACAAUCAACAACAACAGCAAAAAAAUCAAGUGAUUACAGGUGGUUUAAACCACCACCACCAUCAU